AGGAAUUAAGCCACAUGACUGAAAUCACCUGACUGAAUCUGAUCUGCGACGUCCUUUAGCAGUUCUGUCAGUUGAGGAAGGAAAGCAAGACGCUGGAUUUAAUUCUGCUGUUCCUACUGUACACCAGAACUUGAACAAAAUGGAUAUAAGGGGAGCUGUAGAUGCAGCUGUUCCAACAAAUAUCAUUGCAGCUAAGGCAGCAGAAGUUCGAGGAAAUAAAGUAAAUUGGCAGUCAUAUCUUCAAGGACAGAUGAUUUCUGCAGAAGACUGUGAGUUCAUUAAAAAAUUUGAAAUAGCCCGUUCAGAAGAAAAACAAGCAAUCCUCAGCAAUGAAGGUCAUCAGGAGAAUCAUCAACGAGUCAACAUCUUUUUUGACUAUGCAAAAAGAACCAAGAAUAGUGCAUGGUCUUAUUUUCUGCCAAUGCUUAAUCGCCAGGAUCUCUUCACUGUACACAUGGCUGCAAGAAUUAUUGCAAAACUGGCUACUUGGGGAAAAGAACUUAUGGAAGGAAGUGAUCUGAACUAUUAUUUUAACUGGAUUAAAACUCAACUGAGCUCUCAGAAAUUGCGUGCUGGUGGUCCUGAAACCGGAACAGUGUCUCCAAGUGAUAGUUUCCAGUAUGUACAGUGUGUUGCUGGCUGCCUUCAGCUGAUGCUGAGGGUGAAUGAGUAUCGUUUUGCCUGGGUAGAGGCUGACGGCGUAAACUGCAUAAUGAGUGUUCUGCACAAUAAAUGUGGCUUCCAACUACAGUAUCAGAUGAUCUUCUGUAUAUGGCUAUUGGCAUUCAGUCCUCAGAUGUGCGAAUACUUGCGUCGUUACAACAUUGUUCCUGCAUUAUCUGAUAUACUUCAAGAAUCUGUGAAGGAAAAAGUGACAAGAAUCAUACUUGAGGCAUUUAGGAAUCUUUUGGAAAAAUCUACUGAAAGGGAAACUCGCCAAGAAUAUGCUCUUGCUAUGAUCCAGUGUAAAGUCCUAAAACAACUGGAGAACUUAGAGCAGCAAAAGUAUGAUGAUGAAGAUAUAGUUGAUGACAUUAAGUUCCUUUUGGAAAAGCUGGGUGAGAGUGUCCAGGACUUAAGUUCAUUUGAUGAAUACAGUUCCGAGCUGAAAUCAGGACGAUUAGAAUGGAGUCCAGUCCACAAGUCCGAGAAAUUUUGGAGGGAGAAUGCAACGAGGCUGAAUGAAAAGAACUAUGAACUCUUAAAGAUCCUAACUAAGCUUCUGGAAGUGUCCGAUGACCCGCAAGUUUUGGCUGUAGCUGCUCAUGAUGUUGGAGAAUAUGUGCGGCACUAUCCUCGAGGGAAACGGGUCAUUGAGCAGUUGGGUGGAAAACAGCUUGUGAUGAACCACAUGCAUCAUGAAGACCAGCUAGUUCGAUACAAUGCUCUGCUAGCCGUACAGAAGCUGAUGGUUCACAACUGGGAAUAUCUUGGAAAGCAGCUACAAUCUGAGCAGCCGCAAGCACCCAAUGCCAGAAGCUAAAUGUAUUUCUCCACAUCAUUAUUUUUUGUUCAUCUUUUCAAUGACAUUCCAAAAGCAAGUCUUAGUAGUAAUAUGCAUACAGAUAUUCUGUUUGUAUUUUGCAAAUAGUACAGUGCUUUUGUUCAUUAUGUUUUGUGAUGUAAACUAUUUUGCUUUUUGGGCUUUUAACUUACUAAGUUGUACAGUUGUAAAUCUGAAAACCUUUCAAAUUAACUUAUCAGUGAUAAUUUAGUAACUCAGAAGAUGCAGUUGUAUUUUUUUUAAUGUUAUGAGCAUAGCAGUCACUCCAUUGCAUUUCCCUCUGUUGAGAAAUUGACAUGAAUAUUGUGUUUUUUGCAUGCUUUGUGCAUUUAAAAAAUAUGAGUGUUUUCCCAGUGUUACAAGUGAUAUGAGCAGUGGUCCUAUUAUUACCUUGCAUCUUAUUCUCAGACCAUAAAUUGUGUGAGAGAAAAACAUGUGACCAGCAUAUCAGACUGUGUCUGAAUGAAAUUGCUAGUAUUGUAGCCUUUCAAAUAAAUGCAAAUUUGUAAAUUCA
This is a messenger RNA of Protopterus annectens (West African lungfish), 2018 nucleotides long. RefSeq names its product ATPase H+ transporting V1 subunit H (gene ATP6V1H). Lineage: Eukaryota; Metazoa; Chordata; Ceratodontiformes; Protopteridae. Gene Ontology annotation, biological process: proton transmembrane transport. The record is from RefSeq and is a predicted model, not a curated record. Gene Ontology annotation, molecular function: proton-transporting ATPase activity, rotational mechanism. Gene Ontology annotation, cellular component: vacuolar proton-transporting V-type ATPase, V1 domain; lysosomal membrane.